AUGGAGAGGUACAAUUUCAUCAAAGAAAUUGGCAGUGGAGCUUUCGGAAGCGUAUGGAAAGCUGUCAAUAAGCAGUCUGGAGAACUUGUGGCGAUCAAAGCGUUGACGAAGAGGUAUCAAUCCUGGGAGGAAUGCAAGAAUUUGAGGGAAGUGAAGUCACUGCAGAAACUGAAUCAUCCUAACAUUGUGAAGCUCAAAGAACUGGUGAAGGAAAACGAUGUUCUAUACUUUGUGUUUGAGUUCAUGGAUUGUAACCUUUAUGAACUAAUGAAAGACAGAAAGAAUCUCUUCUCUGAAGCCGAAGUUCGGAGGCUGUGUUUUCAAGUUUUCCAGGGUCUGAAUUACUUACACCAGAAUGGAUAUUUCCACCGGGACCUGAAGCCUGAGAACUUGCUUGUUCUGAAAGAUGUGAUCAAGAUUGCUGAUUUUGGUCUUGUAAGGGAGAUUGAUUCAUGUCCACCGUACACGGAGUAUGUCUCGACGCGCUGGUAUCGAGCCCCGGAGGUGUUGCUUCACUCACAGUUUUAUAGCUCUAAAGUUGAUAUGUGGGCAAUGGGAGCUAUAAUGGUUGAGCUAUUCACACUUAGUCCUCUCUUUCCGGGGGCUAAUGAGGGAGAUGAAAUGUACAAAAUAUGCAGUGUGAUAGGGAGUCCUACUGAGGAUUCUUGGGCUGAUGGACUUUGUCAAGCAAGGUCUAUUAACUACCGAUUUCCGGAGUUAACCGGUUUGAAUCUCUCUGUGUUCCUGCCUUCGGUGAGUAAAGACGCGGUCAGCCUUAUCGAAUCACUUUGUUCCUGGGAUCCUUGCAAGAGGCCAACUGCUGCAGAGGCCUUGCAGCAUCCUUUCUUCCAGAGAUGCUUUUAUGUUCCGCCGCCUCUUUGUUGGACAGCAGUCGAUAGGAGAAUGUAUUAUUUGCCUUCUCAAGCGCUGGAUGAUCCUUUCACUAGUGGUGUGCAACACAAAUUGAAAAAGACUAAUCAGAUUCAAGAUGCUGAUAAGAAUGAUAACUUCAUGAACAGAUGUGCCAAGCAACAGAAGUACUCCAUUAACAAUUGUAGAACAACACUUGGGGAGUUCCGGAUAUGGUUGAGGAAGUAG
Messenger RNA from Pistacia vera, 1098 nucleotides. RefSeq names its product cyclin-dependent kinase F-4-like. NCBI's taxonomy places the organism in Eukaryota, Viridiplantae, Streptophyta, Magnoliopsida, Sapindales, Anacardiaceae. Bases 1 to 1098 code for a protein of 365 amino acids. Gene Ontology annotation, cellular component: cytoplasm; nucleus. The transcript has a single exon. Gene Ontology annotation, molecular function: ATP binding; protein serine/threonine kinase activity. The record is from RefSeq and is a predicted model, not a curated record. Gene Ontology annotation, biological process: protein phosphorylation; intracellular signal transduction.